UGACAUAAAUUUCCCAAGAACCAAGUCAAGCAAAAAAAUCUCAAUUAGCAACACAUAAACCUCAAAGCUGUAUCCACUCUCUCAAGCAAUUAACAUGGCAACAACAUUAAUCCCCUCAGAUCUCACUGAAUUUGUGAUGCUUCAAGGGAAUGGAGUAAAGGGCCUCUCUGAAAUGGGCCUAAAGAGCCUCCCAAGUCAAUACAUCCAACCUUUGGAAGAGAUAAUGAUCAAUGUUUUGCCACAAGAGUCCAUUCCCAUCAUUGACAUGUCCAAUUGGGAUGACCCGAAAGUGCAAGAUUCAAUUUGUGAUGCAGCUGAGAAGUGGGGCUUCUUCCAAAUCAUCAAUCAUGGGGUGCCCCCUCAAGUGUUGGACAAUGUCAAGGAUGCAACUUAUAGGUUUUAUGGGUUGCCACCUGAGGAGAAGGUUAAGUACACAAAAGAGAAUUCUUCAACAAAGCAUGUGAGGUAUGGGUCUAGCUUUAGCCCUGAAGCAGAGAAAGCCCUAGAGUGGAAGGAUUAUCUCAGCCUCUUCUAUGUUUCUGAGGAUGAGGCUGCAACAACAUGGCCCCCUGCAUGCAGGGAUGAAGCACUGGAAUACAUGAAGAGGUCUGAAAUCUUUAUCAAACGACUUUUAAAUGUGCUAAUGAAGAGGCUAAAUGUAAGUGAAAUUGAUGAGACAAAUGAAUCAAUAUUUAUGGGUUCAAAAAGGAUCAAUCUCAAUUAUUAUCCUGUUUGCCCUAAUCAUGACCUAACGGUAGCAAUAGGGCGACACUCUGAUGUCUCAACUCUAACCGUUCUCCUCCAAGAUGAAACCGGUGGCCUCUACGUCCGAGCACCGAACCACCACGACUGGAUUCAUGUGCCACCCGUCUUCGGUGCUAUAGUGAUCAAUAUAGGUGAUGCACUCCAAAUACUGAGCAAUGGGCGAUACAAGAGUAUUGAGCAUCGUGUGUCUGCCAACGGAAGCAAGAGUAGGGUUUCAAUGCCUAUUUUUGUAAACCCUAGACCCUCAGAUGUUAUUGGCCCUUUGCCUCAAGUGCUUGCUAGUGGUGAGAAGGCCAUGUAUAAAAAUGUGUUGUAUUCGGAUUAUGUGAAGCAUUUCUUCAGGAAAGCUCAUGAUGGAAAGUUGACAAUUGACUAUGCCAAGAUAUGCUGAGCUUAAUUCCUUUGGGAGGUACUACAGCAAUGCAGAUAUUUGAAGAGAUUUAAUCAUGAUAUGAUGCAAAUUAUUUAUUCAAACUUUUCUGCAUUAUAUAACUUACGUUGAAGAAUAUUAUUUAGAUGCAUGUGUGUUCAAAAUAAAGUGGCUUUGAGGGUUAGUUUUAUAUUAUUAGGAUGGUGAAAAUCCCACAAGUCAAAAAGUUCCGUAAUCUGUUUUUCUUUUUUCUUUUUAAUCAUUUCAAUGUACUUUACAACUGUUAUACACAUGGACACAUUGUUGUAACUAGAAUUGAUAUUUUUUCUUUUAUAAGA
Glycine soja is the source of this 1473-nucleotide messenger RNA. Its product is annotated as feruloyl CoA ortho-hydroxylase 1-like. Lineage: Eukaryota; Viridiplantae; Streptophyta; Magnoliopsida; Fabales; Fabaceae. The coding region runs from base 95 to 1156 and encodes 353 amino acids. The record is from RefSeq and is a predicted model, not a curated record. The transcript is spliced from 2 exons.